GCAUGUACUUAAAAGACAGGCCACUACCAUGCACUAUUAGCACAGUAUUGAUGUCAGGUAGGUUAGAUCGCUGGUGCGGGGACUCGGAUCACUGGAAGUAGUGGACCAUGGCGGCUGCCACGAGCAGCAACACAUCCACAGCCACGCUACAGAUCAAGCACUCCAGUAUCGAGCAUACGCGGAAACGCAUAGACCCGAGGAGGAGGCAAGCGGCGCUGUCUUUUCUCAGCAACAUUUCUCUAGAUGGACGACCCGUGCAAGACGAUGCAGACAAUCGAAACGAAGAGGAUAACUCGCCUGAAUCUAGGACUAGACAGAGCCUGGUUUCUCCAGAGCGCUCGGCGUACGGGGCUGCUGGCGCCGCCGGAGCUGCUGCUGCUGCGGCGGCGGCGGCGGCGGCGGCAGCGGCGAACACGGCCGCCCAGGCGCUCGCUUUUGCAAACCAGGCUCUCCUCGCCAGCAGCCGGGCCAGUUUUGGGACGGGUGCUGCAGCUACCCCGGCGAGUUCAGACACGGAGGGCGACGCUUUCGCGCCCUCCACGUUCAGCUCGCCUUUCCCCGCUGUCCCAGCCUCGGCUAGAGGAAGGCUGCAGACGUACACUCAGGGAAUCCUACCUGCCUCCUACUGCAGGCAAACAUCCCAGAACUACUGCCUGGAUGGCGGACAAAUAGCUAACUCUGCGAUGGAGCUGCAGAGGUCAAGACGAAGACUCAUCUCUCAGCGCUCUUCGCUUGAAACUCUUGAGGACAUUGAGGAGAAUGCUCCUCUACGCAGAUGCCGAACCCUAUCGGGUUCACCCCGACCAAAGAGCUUCAAGAAGAUCCACUUCAUAAAGAACAUGAGGCAACAUGAUAUGCGCAAUGGAAGGAUAGUCCUUAUCAGUGGCAGAAGAUCCUUCUAUAGUGUAUUUUCUGUCCUGCCCUAUCGAGAUUGUAGCCAAGCAGGGGAUGUAAAGAUUGAAGGAGGUCGUCAGCGACACCCGUCAGGAGGCGUCAGUGCCAAGGAGAUGGUGAUCGGGCUGGAGGGAGUGGAGUUGGGAGCUGAUGGAAAGACUGUGUCCUACACCCAGUUCCUGUAUCCCACUAAUGUGCUGGGUGGUCGAAGAAACACCAUCGACUCUACCUCGUCGUUCUCUCAGUCUCGUAACGCCAGCCAUAGAAGCCUCAGUUUGGGCCGAGCCAACAGCAACCAGAGCAGCUUAGACACAGGGAAUGAUUUAGCGGAUUUUCGCGAGUACGACCCCAAUCUGCUGGAUGACCCGCAGUGGCCUUGUGGAAAACACAAGAGAGUCCUCAUCUUCCCAUCCUACAUGACCACGGUCAUUGAAUACGUCAAACCCUCUGACCUCAAGAAGGACAUGAACGAAACCUUCAAGGAGAAAUUCCCCCACAUAAGGCUGACACUCAGCAAGAUUAGGAGCUUGAAAAGGGAGAUAAGAAAGUUGGCCCAGGAUGAAUGCGGUUAUGAGGAACCGACGGUGGCCAUGGCUUUCGUGUACUUUGAAAAACUCGUUCUUCAAGGCAAACUAAACAAGCAGAAUCGUAAACUCUGUGCUGGAGCUUGUGUCCUUCUGGCGGCAAAGAUAGGUGGCGAUCUCAAGAAACACGAGGUCAAGCUCCUGAUAGAUAAACUGGAAGAGCGGUUCAGGGUGAACCGCAGAGAGCUGAUAGCCUUCGAGUUCCCUGUCCUCGUGGCGUUAGAGUUCAACCUGCACCUGCCAGAACACGAGAUCAUGCCCCACUACAGACGCCUGCUGCAGACCUCCUAGCAUUAGUGACCCAUCAGGAGGAGGACUCCCAGGUUCUCCUCCUGAUUCUCUGCUUCCCUCGGUAUCCAUCCUCCCACCACCUCUCCUCGUCCCCCGACUGACAGCUCUAAGGUCCAGCUGGCUGUCACUCAGCUGCAGCCGUUCAUCACUACUGACAGCACGCUCCUUCCUCUCAGAGACCCGAAAUCAGCCAAAGGGGCACACAUUUCUAAAACUUUUCUCUGCUGGUUGAUUUCUACAUCCAUCAUCACUACACAGACUUCUGAAAGAAAGGGUUAAGCCGUCUGCAAACAAGUAGUUUGCAUGUUUUCACAAGUCUUCAUCUUCAUUUCGUAUAUUUUAGACCUCUUGUUGAUUAAGAGACCUUUUUUUUUGUUUGAAUCUUAUGGUGAACUUUUUUCUCAGUGAAAGCAACCAAUGAUUGUAACAUUUUUGUCAUCUCUUUUCAUUAAUCUCCUUCUUGUAAACUUUGGUAUGAUUGGUUGCCUCCUGACCUGCGUAAAGUUUAAACAAAAGCCUUUUAAGUGGCUGGUUUUUGCUGGACUUUUAAUUCCUCAGAGUGAUUCAUCUUCGCAAGUCAUCGACUUAAAAGUGCACUUUUUGGAUAUUGCGAGACACGGAGGGAAGGGACACAUCUUUUCAGACUUUGAAUCAGCUUGGGGACUAACCCUGAAAAAUAAGCUGUGUUCAUAAGCACCACACACAAGUCAUUUGAAUGGACGUUUUGAAUUGUUUUUCUCUCUUUUAUAGUUUAUUCAUGAUUUUCUAGCUACAACUAUCUGCAUGAAUAGUAAUGAUUGUUUGUACACAGGUACUUGCAGACAAGACGGGAUUUCCUGUUUUCACUGAAGGAUUCCAUUCAUUUUCUACCAGUCAAAUGCUUGCUAUGGAUUUAUGGAGACCAGACCCACUUUUAUCAGUGUCGAGUUUCCUGUGCUCUAUGUUAGAGUGUAUUGUUAGCACAUUUACAGUGCUAUAAUGGGGUCAGUAAGGUAGUUUGGAAGAGGCGUUCAUGAGUGCAAAAAUGCCAUUAAGCAGUUAUCAGGAUUAGGAGCAGAGUGGCAGCAGGGUGCUUAAAUGUCCUUAAGCAAGACACUGAGUCCCUAGAGGGAUCAAUGACAGAUCAAACAUUUGCAUAUGACUUGAAUCAGUAUUUGUUGAUUUGAAAUCGAAGAUGCUUAAAAACAAAACAUUAACAACUUUAUGAACGUGACCAAUUUUAACAGUAUUAUUACAUUUAUUUGGCAUGUAUAUCAACUUCAUUUAUCUUUCAUUACCUUGUAAUUGUCUCACACAGUACCACAGUGAGAGAGAGGCCACCAAAUCAGGAACAUACAGUUUGGCCCACUUGAAAAAAAUUAUAUUUAACGCUGCUCCAAGUACUGAUUGUAUUUGAGCUGAAAUGAUUGCAACAUUAUACCAAAUUGUAAGCAUGGAUUCUGCUGAUUUAAGGUUGAAAAAUAAUGAAUUUAUUUCUGUUUGCAGGCCCAAAGAUUUCACAAUGCACUCUAAAUACUCUUUGAGGAAAGACUCAUGGGCGACACUCUUUACCUGUGUAUGUUUGUAAAUAAAUUGCUUUGCUUGUUCAGUCAAAACAAGACUCUGGACAUGUUUUUGCUUCACCUGACUCUAGCAUGCAUUGAGUGAACAGAAAGCACUGGACUGUUUGUUCUUGGAAUUAAAGUGAAUCUCUGUCUUUAAGGGGUGUUCAGACAUAAACCGGAGUGAAUCCUUGGCUGGCGUCUCUGUCCAGAUGUUAGCUUUAUGCUAGCAAGCAACCGACUCUGACUGAAUUCAAGACUCACCAGAAACUCUGGUUCUCUCUCCUUUUUCGUCUUUUCUCUGUACAUUUUCUGACGUAGAUUAAUAAAGCUUCAGAAUAUGUGCAAGUUA
Molecule: messenger RNA, 3662 nt
Organism: Micropterus dolomieu (smallmouth bass)
Lineage: Eukaryota; Metazoa; Chordata; Actinopteri; Centrarchiformes; Centrarchidae
Gene: cables1
Product: Cdk5 and Abl enzyme substrate 1
Exons: 10
Coding region: 108-1769 (553 amino acids)
Biological process (GO): regulation of cell cycle; nervous system development
Cellular component (GO): cytosol
Source: RefSeq, a predicted model, not a curated record